Ruditapes philippinarum (Manila clam) is the source of this 2338-nucleotide messenger RNA. RefSeq names its product 3-ketoacyl-CoA thiolase A, peroxisomal-like. Bases 192 to 1469 code for a protein of 425 amino acids. Gene Ontology annotation, cellular component: peroxisome. The transcript has 10 exons. The record is from RefSeq and is a predicted model, not a curated record. Gene Ontology annotation, molecular function: acetyl-CoA C-acyltransferase activity. Gene Ontology annotation, biological process: fatty acid beta-oxidation; phenylacetate catabolic process. Lineage: Eukaryota; Metazoa; Mollusca; Bivalvia; Venerida; Veneridae.
GAAAAGAGAACCUGACUAAAAAUUAUAAACAUCCGGUAAUGAACGUCCUAAUUAUUUUCAGCCUAAUUUUUGACAUCUGGCGUCCUAAAAAGAUAAAGUAAAUACAUAGAUUGUGAUUUGCGUGUAAAACUUUGCACUUUCAGUUAGGUUGAAUUGAACGGCGGUCAUUUAUUGAACUGUCAUCCUCGGGCAUGGAGAGAAUAAGUGUACUUGCCAAGCAUCUUUCAGUUUCUGAUCGAAACGGAGUAACCCCUGAAGCCACAGGCAGCACGAGAGAACCGCCUAGAUUUCCAAAUAAGCCUGAUGAUAUUGUUGUAGUAGCUGCUGUAAGAACACCGAUCGGUAAAUCAAGAAGAGGCUUCUUUAAGGAUACACAUGGAGAUGAUCUGCUGUCUGCAGCUUUCAAUGGAAUCCUUAAAAGUGUUAACAUCAAGCCAGAUGAGAUUGGUGAUAUAUGUGUCGGGAAUGUAAAUGAUAAUAAAGCCUCUGUAGGAACCAGAUUUGCUCAGUUUUAUAGUGGUAUACCAUACACAGUACCAGCAUCUUCUGUGAACAGACAAUGUGGAUCAGGACUACAGGCUUUUAUGAAUAUUGCUGGGGGAAUCAAAAAUAAAUCUUACCCUAUAGGAUUAGCAGGAGGGGUAGAAAUGAUGACCAAAGAUCAAAUUGGUAAAGGAUUUGAAGAACUCAAUUCUAAGGUUAUGGAUUAUGAAGAUGCAAAGAAUUGUCUUAUUCCAAUGGGAAUAACAUCUGAGAAUGUUGCUGAGAGAUAUGGUAUAACCCGUGAACAACAGGACAAAUUCUCUAUGAGCUCACAUCAAAAAGCUGCCAGGGCAACAAAAGAAGGUCAUUUUAAAGCAGAAAUAAUUCCUGUAACUGUUAAUGUGACUGACAAAAAUGGCGAAGAAAAAACUAUAACAGUGACCCAAGAUGAAGGAAUAAGACCAAAUACAACAAUGGAGGCCCUGAAGAAAUUGAAGCCAGCAUUUAAACAAGGGGGAUCAACUACUGCAGGAAAUUCAAGUCAGACAAGUGAUGGUGCUGCAGCUGUUCUCGUUGCUAAUCGUGCCGAGGCCGAGAAACGUGGACUCCCUAUUCUUGGAACAUUACGAGCAUUUGCUGUUACUGGUGUACCACCAGAUGUGAUGGGUAUUGGACCUGCUGCUGCCAUCCCAGAAGCUCUUAAAAUGGCUGGUCUUACCAUAGAUGAUGUUGACAUUUAUGAAAUUAAUGAAGCCUUUGCCAGCCAGGCUGUAUAUUGUGUAGAUAAACUUGGCAUUCCCCACGAGAAAGUCAACCCUAAAGGAGGAGCCAUUGCCUUUGGACAUCCUCUGGGGGCAACAGGGGCCAGAAUGAUAGCUACUCUAGUACAUGAGCAAAAAAGACGAGGAAAAAGGUCACUAGGUGUUGUUUCAAUGUGUAUGGGAACUGGUAUGGGAGCAGCAGCUAUAUUCGAGUACCAGCCAUGAAUAAUUAUCAUGUGACAAAAACAAUCUGGUUUCCUGCCCUACUAUUGUUUAGGGGACCAUUCUAUUAUUUAAAAAAAAAUGAAUCGUGCAUAAGUGAUAUGACUAUGGCAUUUUUAGAAAUCAUGAUACUUGAAAGAAAAAAACACAACCAUUAAUUUGAUAAAAAAAAUCUAUCAUUUUAUCAAGAUCAUUUGUCUUAUGCAAUAGGAAGCAAGUCUCUUGUUUUUCUUUUGUGUUCAACUUAACAGGAAUAAAUAUUAUGAUAUUUUAUUAACUUCAGCAUCUCACAAUUACAGGAAUGUAUGAUUAUCAAGAAUUUACUAACCCAUUACCAUGCUUAAUCAUCUUAUAUGGACUUGUAUAUCUUUCUAUCGGGACAAAACCUUCCACCAUUUUUAAGGAAAAAACAAAAUAAGAUCUGACUGAAAUAGUGAACAGGUCAGACAUUGAUCAGAGAGCAUGGAUAGGAUUGUAAGAUGGACAAGUUCAUUUAAGAUAUUAAGAGUGGUAAAGGGUAAAAUUGUUGAGAUAUUUUCAGAAUUUAGUUUUUACAUACAUUUCUCAACGGUGUAGAGUAUAGUAAGACUGCAGGCAGGACAGACUCUAUACUGGUAUCAGAGGUCAGGUAUUGAUAUCCUUAGCUAAAUGAUUAAGUUACUGAAUUAUAUUUGGUUGAAUAAUAUAUAUACAAUAUAUUUUACUUAAAGUUGAAAAAUAAUUUUUAUUGUUUGUGCUAAACUAUAAUCAGAAUUUAUCAUGUUUUAUUGUAAACAACUCAAAGAGGUCUGAUAAAUAUUUGUUAAUUCUUGUUAAUAUGAAAUAUUAAAUUAUGUGAUAAAAAAAAUAAAUGAUACAAUCUAUGAUCACUA